GUGAGAGGAGCUGGUGCUGUCCACUGCGCUAUCGGUGCUGAACCCGGGACGUGAGCAGACCCGUUGCCCUCGAGGCAACGCCCUCUGUGCCCUGCGGAUCCGCUUCAACUAAAUCAACUUGACAAAGGAGUGUGGUAGCGGACGUGGGAGAGAGUCGUCUGUUUGCCACCUGGGCGCCCAUUCAGGCGUGACUUUGGAGAUUUCUAUAGUUUCAGACCAAACUAUUUUCAUCUUUUCCCAGCUAAGAGGAUCUUUUUAGUUUUUUUUAAUCAUUAUCCUACUGUGAUAUAUAUUUCCAUACCAUUUAGGGAUCUUUCUGGGAGACUUUUUGACUGUUAAAAUAAGGUGAAAAGCAAAAAGGAUGUUUAAGUGCUGGUCAGCUGUUUUGGUUCUUGGAUUCAUUUUUUUGGAGUCAGAAGGAAGGCCAACCAAAGAAGCAGGAUAUGGCCUUAAAUCUUAUCAACCUCUAAUAAGAUUGCGACACAAGCAGGAAAAAAGUCAAGAAAGCUCAAGAAUCAAAGGAUUCCAUAUUCAGAAUGGCCCUUUGGGGUCUUGUGAAAAUAAGUACUGUGGUUUGGGAAGGCACUGUGUUAUCAGCAGAGAGACGGGACAACCAGAAUGUGCCUGCAUGAACCUCUGCAAACGGCACUACAAACCGGUGUGCGGAUCUGAUGGAGAAUUCUAUGAAAACCACUGUGAAGUGCACAGAGCUGCUUGCCUGAAGAGACAAAAGAUUACCAUCGUCCACACUGAAGACUGCUUCUUCACAGGAGAGAACUGCAAGGCCACUGAAUACAGCAAGAUGAAAAUCAUGCUCUUAGAUUUGCAAAAUCAAAAAGAUAUUACGCAAGAAAAUGAAAACCCUAAUGAUGAUGACACAUCUCGGAAGAAGUUGUUGGUGGAUCAAAUGUUUAACUAUUUUGAUGCCGACAGUAACGGGCUUAUAGAUAUUAAUGAACUAACUCAGGUGAUAAAACAGGAAGAACUUGGCAAGGAUCUUUCAGGUUGUACUCUAUAUGAUCUACUGAAAUACGAUGAUUUUAACUCUGACAAGCACCUGGCUCUUGAAGAAUUUUACAGAGCAUUCCAGGUGAUCCAGCUGAGCCUGCCUGAAGAUCAGAAACUGAGCAUCACUGCGGCAACCGUGGGACAGAGCGCUGUUCUGAGCUGUGCCAUUCAGGGAGCGCUGCGACCGCCCAUCGUCUGGAAGAGGAACAAUAUUAUUCUAAAUAACUUAGAUUUGGAAGACAUCAAUGACUUUGGAGAUGAUGGGUCCUUGUAUAUUACAAAAGUUACUACAACUCACAUGGGCAAUUACACAUGCUAUGCAGAUGGCUAUGAACAUAUCUAUCAAACGCACAUCUUUCAAGUGAAUGUUCCUCCAGUAAUCCGGGUGCAUCCGGAGAGUCAGGCCCGAGAGCCUGGGGUGACGGCCAGUCUGCGGUGCCAUGCUGAGGGCAUCCCGAGCCCUCGGCUGGGCUGGCUGAAGAAUGGAAUGGACAUCACACCAAAGCUGUCCAAGCAGCUCACUCUUCAAGCCAAUGGCAGUGAGGUUCACAUAAGCAACGUGCGCUAUGAAGAUACAGGAGCGUACACUUGUAUUGCGAAGAAUGAAGCAGGAGUGGAUGAAGACAUCUCUUCUCUUUUCGUGGAAGAUUCUGCUAGAAAGACCCUAGCUAAUAUAUUAUGGAGAGAAGAAGGUCUGGGAAUUGGAAACAUGUUCUAUGUUUUUUAUGAAGAUGGAAUCAAAGUGAUACAACCCAUAGAGUGUGAAUUUCAGAGGCACAUUAAGCCCAGUGAAAAGCUCCUUGGAUUUCAGGAUGAAGUCUGUCCCAAAGCUGAAGGAGAUGAUGUUCAGACAUGUGUGUGGGCCUCAGCUGUUAAUGUCAAAGACAAAUUCAUUUAUGCAGCACAGCCAACUUUGGACAGAGUCCUGAUUGUUGAUGUGCAGUCCCAAAAAGUUGUUCAGGCAGUAAGCACAGACCCCGUCCCAGUUAAGUUACACUAUGACAAGUCACAUGAUCAGGUCUGGGUGCUAAGCUGGGGCACCAUGGAAAAGGCUUCUCCGACCUUACAGGUAAUCACCCUGGCCAGUGGGAAUGUGCCGCACCACACGAUCCACACCCAGCCAGUGGGAAAGCAGUUUGACCGAGUGGAUGACUUUUUCAUUCCCACUACAACGCUCCUCAUCACCCACAUGAGGUUUGGAUUUAUUCUUCAUAAAGAUGAAGCUGCAUUACAGAAAAUUGAUCUUGAGACCAUGUCAUACAUCAAGACAAUUAAUUUGCAAGACUAUAAGUGCGUUCCUCAGUCGCUGGCGUACACACACUUGGGAGGGUAUUACUUCAUUGGCUGCAAGCCCGACAGCACUGGCGCGAUUCCGCCCCAGCUCGUGGUGGACGGUGUAACUGACUCAGUCAUUGGAUUCAAUAGCGAUGUGACAGGCUCUCCAUACAUCUCUCCUGACGGGCACUAUCUUGUCAGCAUUAAUGAUGUGAAAGGUCUUGUAAGGGUCCAGUACAUUACCAUCAGAGGAGAAAUACAGGAGGCUUUUAAUAUUCACACAAAUCUGCACAUAUCUGAUCUGGCGUUUCAGCCGUCCUUUACAGAAGCCCACCAAUACAACAUCUACGGGAGCUCAGGCACGCAGACGGAUGUGCUCUUCGCGGAGCUCUCCUCUGGGAAGGUGAAGAUGAUAAAGAGCCUCAAGGAACCACUCAAGGCAGAAGAAUGGCCUUGGAACCGGAAGAACAGGCAAAUCCAGGACAGUGGCUUGUUUGGGCAAUACCUGAUGACACCUUCCAAGGACUCUCUCUUUAUACUGGAUGGACGACUCAAUAAGUUAAACUGUGAGAUCACUGAAGUUGAGAAAGGAAAUACAGUUAUUUGGGUUGGAAAUGCCUAGGAGCACUACUAGAUAAUUAUUGAAUAAAGAGUUUUCCAGUACAUUGCACUUCAUUCAUUGUUUAAAUUUGCAGCUUAAUUUUUCAAGUUUUUAUUCUAGUCAAACAUGUUACUUGGUUGGCCCAAAUAAAAUAGAUUUUUUUUUUUUUUUUUGGCAAAGAAAUGCACAAUUAGUAAUAUGGGUUCACUAGAAAUUUUAACACAAUAUUUAAUGAGAAACUAUAUUCAUCACAAGGAUCAAAUCUAUAAUUAUGUUUUAAGCCAACAAAAUAAGAAUUUAAAUACUUAAAAAUAACUUCAGGGAAUUUCAGAUGACUUUCAGCACCAUUUUAUUUUAAGGGUGGUUUAUCCAUUUUUUUUUUCUUUCCUUUUUUAGUAUACUUAAACCAGAAAUAAAGGUAUUGUGAAAACUUCAAACUCUUAAUUAAAAAUAUUUUGUCCCAUUCACUGUUUAUAAUCUUUUGUGCCUUGAAGGGAAUGUCACAGGAGGAAAAGGAAGGCUAAAAGCUGCAUACUGAACACUGUUAUAACUAAAUCUCUCGGCAUUAAAAGAGAAAUGUUUAACAUCUUCUGCACUAAAUCUGCCUUUAGUCAUUUGUUAAAUGAAAUAUCAUUUGAAGGCAUGAGUUGACCUUAGGUUGUAUACAGGUGACAAACUCUAAUUGACACUUACUGUAUAAUCUGCAGUAUGCUAUGGAAAAUGGGGAGGAAAGGAGGAAAAAUAAGUAUGGUAAAAUGUUUGCAAUGUAUUCUCUACUCAUUUUGCUUUCAGUCACUAGAGCACAUUAAGUUUUUAAUUCAAGUUUGUCUGGGAUGUCAACUGCUUACAAAUGUUUAUUAUUAGCAGAAUAGAUUUUUUUUUCCCCCCACGUAGUUCAGUGUUGCAUCAGCAAGAACUCUCAUUUCUAAAAGAAAAAGAAACAUUAUUUGUGUCUGCUUAGAGUAAACCACAUAUAGGGAAAAUAACACCAGGGAGAAAAAACUGGCUAGAAAACUGAUGGGUAUUAGUGUUUUAGGAAAAUUAGUUUAGAAAUUGGAAUUAGGGGAUAGCUCCACAGUGGUGAAUAAAGAUGUACUUCACCAUUGUCUUUGCUAUAUAAUUAUAACCCAUCAAAAACUUCAUUCUUUAAUAACUUUUCUUAAUGACCUCUAUUCAACUCUUGCAAAAUCCUUAAAUAACCCACUCACUGUGUGCUAUAGCUCAAAACCUAACUAAUCCUCUUAUUUGAGACAUCGCAUAGAGUAAAAAAUUACUUUUUCUUUUUAAGGGCAAAGAUAAGGCCAGUAGAAGGGCAUUAAAACUAGAGAGUUGGUUUAUUGAAGUAAGCAGAUAAUUAUCUAGACUUAAAGUGAUAGCUUACAUGUUUUAGAAUCUUUUUUACUUAUUUUUGCUUUGUUGCUGCUAAAAUGCUAAUGGGCUGUUGAAAUGACCUCCAUUUACCGAAGGUAAUCCUAUAAGGUCUUUUUUAAACACAAAUUUUACUCAAGUUUAAAUUGUGAAAAACUGCUUAGAAACCUGAAAUUUUAUAGUGUAUAAUAUCUUAUGUGUAUAUAGCAUCCUGAACUAUGUGAUACAGUAGAUUUCUUCGUAGCUUAAAGAAACAUAUGGGAAGUAGAUUUAAUAAAUAAUAAAAAUCAGCUUAUGUUUCUACUUAUCUGCUUUCCUUUUUAGCAGUUUCCUCCCAUGUGAACAUGAACCAUAUAAAGCAUCUGUGACCUAAUGAUUUAAUGUAAGUUUGUCCUAAACGUCCUUCUUUGGUAGCUUACACCAUGUGGAUGCUCUGUCUAUAGACAUUGCUUGAUAAAAAGAGAAUAAACCUCUUACAUUUUAAUCUUUGAGAGUUCAGUCAAUGUUUUAAUGUGCAUACAAAUGUUUUCUUUUUCUUUUCUCCUGUUGCUUCAAACAUAGUCUGGUGUUCUGUAUUAUUUUUAAAAUGAUAGGAUGAGGUAGAGAGUAAGUGAAGUGAGAUCAAUUAAGAAAAGACCAUUAAUUCCAUGCCA
Messenger RNA from Pteronotus mesoamericanus, 4905 nucleotides. It is a transcript of the gene FSTL5, whose product is annotated as follistatin like 5. The transcript has 16 exons. Gene Ontology annotation, biological process: regulation of BMP signaling pathway; cell differentiation; multicellular organism development. The record is from RefSeq and is a predicted model, not a curated record. Gene Ontology annotation, molecular function: protein binding; calcium ion binding. Bases 362 to 2905 code for a protein of 847 amino acids. NCBI's taxonomy places the organism in Eukaryota, Metazoa, Chordata, Mammalia, Chiroptera, Mormoopidae.